UUUCAACAGCUGAUCCAUGAUGGCCGACGAUAGGCGAAGACCGUAGUGCCUCCGAGCUAUCCGAGCUAUCCGGUUUGUUCUAACAGUUUUCAAUCAUAAGCUUUUUUUAACGUAAUAACUGAUACAAUCGGAACGACAAGAAGUAACGUAAUUGGAGUUUUCCACGUUUGGACGGGCUUGACGAUGGAAAGUGAGAUCCAAGAUGUUCCUAUCGCAGAGUUUGGCUCAGGGCAAAUGGAAAUUGGGACACAGCUGUCAUCCUCCAGCAUGAUGACAAUUUCACAAACGCCAAGCGAAUCUGCAGCUGCUUCCUUGAGUAUGAAGACAAUCACACCCUCAUGUUCACAAAUUUCCAUGGAAAUUUCGUUAAACGGUCCGAAUGAAGAUUGCAUGGACCAGGAUGAUACAAUUGGCAAGAUGGACGAUACGGAUGAAGCCACUUACAAUGGGCCUAACAGUCAAUGCACUUCGGUAUCUGGUGGCAUGGAAGGUGCUACUUCUAGUGACGAUCUUCGUCAGUUUGACAUCCUUGAUGAUCUCGAACGUCAUGGUGCUGCUGAUCAUGACGACGAGGAUGAAGAAGGGGAUGGUGAUGAGGACGAUGGCUCUGAUUAUGAAUCUGAUAGCAAUGACUCCGUUGAUUCCGAUGUACCGGAUGACGAGAUUGAAGCUAUGUUGGAAGAGGGUUUGCCAGCCGAACUCCGAGGGAAACGAAAAGAAAAAGGAGCGGAUCAUAUGCCUUACGAGGAGAAAGAAAAACUUGUUUUGGACGAAAUAGGGCACAAUCAUUUCGACGUAUUGCCAGAAGGUUGGGUCCAGGUGACCCACAAUAGUGGUAUGCCAUUGUAUCUGCACAAGCAGAGCAGAGUUUGUACGCUAGCGAAACCUUAUUUCCUUGGUCCGGGCAGCGUGAGAAAGCACGAGGUACCAGUGAGUGCGGUUCCUUGUCUCCAAUACAAAAGAGCUCUGCAGGAAGAAGAAGAAGAACGAAAGAGGGAAAAAGAACGACAUCCAACGGCAGAGACAUGCACUUUGCCGAGCGCUAAGAUCGAAACUAUUCAGGAAAAUCGUGCUGCUCAUUCUCUCGACAGUCAACACUUAAGAACUUACUGCCAAACACUGUUUCGUUUUAAAGCAAUUAAAGUUAUGAGAUUUCAAUCCUGGUCUGCAAGAAGAAAGUUUACUAAAAACAAAAAGCAUCGGAAACAACUGGAACGACCCACACUCCCGGAUGGCACUAAAUUAAUUACAUUUCCCAUUGGGAGUACAACCGCCACGGGAAACGGAAGUCCUGGUACCGGUCAAGAAACAGGAGGUCAAAGACCUCCCAAACAUUGGAUUAUGAAUCCUUCGGGUAAAAGUUACGUUUGUAUUCUUCACGAAUACGUCCAACACGCUCUUAAAAAACAACCGACCUAUAAAUUCAAAGAGUUGGAGAAUGCUGCAACGCCCUAUUCCGCAGUAGUCUGCAUCAACGAUAUGGAAUACGGGAGUGGAUUCGGGAGUAGUAAGAAACAGGCAAAAGCUAACGCUGCGAGAAAAACCCUUGAAAUAUUGAUUCCUCAAAUGCGAGACAAAAUUUCGGGAGAAACGAGUGGCGACGGAGUCUCUAGCAAUGCCGGUCGCACGAUAAAAGCUUCCAGAGGUAACGCCGACGCCGAUUUAUCUUUUUUCGAUGAAAUAUCGAUAACUGAUCCAAGAGUGGCUGAAUUUUGCGCAAAAACGACUGAACCUUCCCCUCACGCUAUUCUCAUAACGUGUUUGCAACGAAAUUUCGGCCUGGGCGACAUGCACAUCAAUUACUCUGUCAACACACUCAAACACCAACGCAAUGAAUUUACCAUGCGCGUCGCCAAACACGAAGCCACCGUGGUGUGUCGGAACAAAAAAGACGGUAAACAACGAGCAGCCCAAGCGAUCCUGCAGUUGUUGCAUCCGCACAUUCAAUCGUGGGGUUCACUACUCCGACUGUACGGUUCUCGGAGCGUAAAAUCGUUCAAAGAGAAGAAACAAUUGGAGCAAGAGAUAACGUUGUUACAGGGAAAAGCAGCGGUGAAUCAACCGAAUCACGCGAUAUUAGGAAAGCUGCGUCAAGAGAUGCGAAAGUUGUCGGAACAGCGGCAGGCCAUACAGCCAAUCGGAAAAUUUGUACCGCCUGAUUUGCCCAAAGGUUCAGCAGCGAAUUUGAACAACGUUGACUUGUAGCCAGUCUAGUCAAUCGUCUCUGUCACAGCGUAUAGGAUUUUUUUUAUUUUCUUUUUCUUUUGCAUUUAUAAAUGCCUAGUCUCGUUCGUCGAACGCACAAACUGAGAUCAAAAAGAUUUCGACGUAAAAGAUGGAUGUGAAAAAUCAGAAUUAUCGGAACACAUCGAGUUGUACUAAUAGUUUUUAUUCGUGUAACAUUUUUUUCAUUACAGUUCAAAUAUUCACGCUUUAAUCGUUGGUAUUGUGUUUCUCAUUACUUAAUAACUGACGUACAACAAGUUGUUAUUUAUUCAAUAGUGUGUAUAUAUACAAAUUUCACUGUCAUCAGGAGGAAAAAGGAAAACAAUAAAAAAUACUUGAUCACUGCCCUAUAAA
Venturia canescens is the source of this 2580-nucleotide messenger RNA. It is a transcript of the gene pasha, whose product is annotated as partner of drosha. Gene Ontology annotation, biological process: primary miRNA processing. Bases 184 to 2205 code for a protein of 673 amino acids. The record is from RefSeq and is a predicted model, not a curated record. Gene Ontology annotation, molecular function: identical protein binding; heme binding; primary miRNA binding. Gene Ontology annotation, cellular component: microprocessor complex. Lineage: Eukaryota; Metazoa; Arthropoda; Insecta; Hymenoptera; Ichneumonidae. The transcript has 7 exons.